GAUCCGUGCCCUCCUGUCCUCCCCUCUUCUCCUCUCCCACUGUCUGUGUUUUUGUGACACCAAUGAGUUCAUACUUUGUAAACUCCUCUUUCAUUCCCGGGGCGGGUGGAGGCGGCCAGGCGGCGGCGGACCCCCCCUUCCUGGGUCAGAUCUCGCUGUAUUCUUCGGGGUACACUGACCACCCGCUCAGACACUACACGGGCGCGGCGGCCGUGGCGUACAGCGCGGGCGGAGCGGACAAAGCCUACCCCGGUUCCAUUUACCAGCAGGCGGCGGGCGGCGCGUACAGCGGGCACCGGGCGGGGGUGGGAGUCGUCGGGGGGGCAGCCGGAGCCGCCGCCUGCGACUACGUCGCCGCUGCUGCAGCGGCAGCCACGAACUUCUACCGGGACAAGGAGCCGAGCAGCCUGGAGGAACUCGCUGUGAGCCAGGACGGCAUGCACCGGAAGCUGGACUGUGGGGGGCUCGCAGGGAAGGGGCUGUUCGUGGACACCAUGGAUGACAAGCAAACAUCUACCCCCAUUUAUCCGUGGAUGCAGAGGAUGAACGCGUGCAACGGAAGUUUCGGCAGCCCCGGGCGGCGUGGGCGGCAGACCUACACACGGUACCAGACCCUGGAGCUGGAGAAGGAGUUCCACUUCAACAGGUACCUGACGCGGCGGCGGCGCAUCGAGAUCGCGCACGCGCUCUGCCUGACAGAGCGACAGAUCAAGAUCUGGUUCCAGAACCGGAGGAUGAAGUGGAAGAAAGAGAACAAGCUGAUCAACUCAUCCUCUUCCUCCUCUUCCUCCACGGUGAACGGGACUGAUGAAGAGGAGAAACCGACGGACUGAUUUCAACUAAAAACUGACGGGACGGUUAAAGGAGGAAGAGCAGCUAACAAAGCACGC
Molecule: messenger RNA, 890 nt
Organism: Nematolebias whitei (Rio pearlfish)
Lineage: Eukaryota; Metazoa; Chordata; Actinopteri; Cyprinodontiformes; Rivulidae
Gene: hoxb6a
Product: homeobox B6a
Exons: 2
Coding region: 63-833 (256 amino acids)
Biological process (GO): regulation of transcription by RNA polymerase II; anterior/posterior pattern specification
Cellular component (GO): nucleus
Molecular function (GO): DNA-binding transcription factor activity, RNA polymerase II-specific; RNA polymerase II cis-regulatory region sequence-specific DNA binding
Source: RefSeq, a predicted model, not a curated record